CAUGCAAUCACAUGCAAUCCUGGGAUUGUGUACUCAUAAAUAAAACCUCUUAAUCCCAGUUAAGUAUAUUGCAUUGUAGCCUGCAUUUCUCUCCUAAAGUGCUUAGAUGCACCUAGAUAACGCCUCGAUCUUCAGUUACUUGUAAACACCUUCCCUCCAAGGUGAACCAUGGCUGCUUCCAUCCUUGUUCGACGCUGCCAGAUGUGGACCCCAUCAAAGUUGCCCACAGGGUACCACAGAAAAGCUUUGAAUACACAGAUGGGCUCUGCAGCCAUGUAUCAACUUAAGAAGAAAGACACACAACUAUUAAAGAGACAAAUCCCAUCCGGCAUCAGUCACAUGACCAGCAGAUCUCUGCAUCUCACCCUGCUUUGCUUCCAGGAAGUGAUGUUGACCAGUGAACGAUACCAAGUGCAGAGGUUCCCCUUUGCCCAUGUUUCUGAUAGAGAUUUGUCAUUCUUUGAGCGCCUUAUGCCUGGCAGAGUCAUGACUGAUGCUGAUGAGCUGAAACCCUUCAAUGUGGACUGGUUGAAGACUGUGAGAGGUUGCAGUAAAGUGUUGCUGAAGCCACGGACAACAAUGGAAAUAUCUGAGGUUCUCAGGUACUGCAGUGAGAGGAACUUGGCUGUGAACCCUCAAGGGGGUAACACUUGUCUCGUUGGGGGCAGUGUACCUGUCUUUGAUGAGAUCAUUCUUUCCACAGCUCUUAUGAACCAGAUCAUCAGCUUCGACACUGUUUCUGGGAUCUUGGUUUGUCAGGCUGGCUGCAUUUUAGAAAACCUCAACCAGUAUCUGGAACAGCUAGACUUCAUUAUGCCUCUUGAUUUAGCAGCAAAGGGCAGUUGCCAUAUUGGUGGCAAUGUGGCAACAAAUGCUGGUGGCUUGCGACUGCUGAGGUACGGCUCCCUCCGAGGGACAGUCCUGGGUUUAGAAGUGGUGCUGGCUGAUGGUUCCAUUCUCAAUUGUUUGACAUCUCUGCGUAAGGACAAUACUGGCUAUGACUUGAAACAGCUCUUCAUUGGAUCAGAGGGGACCUUGGGAAUUGUUACGGCUGUUUCAAUCCUCUGUCCACGAAAACCCAAAGCUGUGAAUCUGGCAUUUCUUGGUUGUCCAGGUUUUUCUCAGGUCUUGAGAACCUUCACUACUUGCAAGGGGAUGCUGGGAGAGAUCCUGUCUGCAUAUGAGUUCAUGGACAAUGAGUGCAUGAAGCUGGUUAAAGGACAUCUCAAACUGGUCAACCCAGUGGCAGAAAGCCCAUUUUAUAUCUUAGUUGAGACCUCAGGUUCUAAUUCUGUCCAUGAUGAGGAAAAACUGAGCAACUUCCUGGACCAUGUCAUGACCUCUAAUUUGGUGACAGAUGGAACUUUGGCUUCAGAUGAUAAAAAAAUAAAGAUGCUGUGGGCUUUACGGGAGCGAAUCACAGAGGCCCUAACGUGUGAGGGAUAUGUUUACAAAUAUGACAUUUCACUUCCUGUGGAGAAAAUUUAUGAUCUUGUGACUGACAUGAGGACAAAGCUGGGCAGAAGUGCCAAGAAUGUUGUGGGCUAUGGCCAUCUUGGAGAUGGAAACUUGCAUCUGAACAUUACAGCAGAAUCUUACAGUCAUUCCCUUCUGGAAGCCAUUGAACCCUAUGUGUACGAAUGGACAUCCCAGUAUCGUGGAAGUAUCAGUGCAGAACAUGGGCUGGGCUUCAAGAAGAAGCAUUUUAUACACUACAGUAAGCCACAGGAGGCUGUUCUUCUCAUGCAGCAGUUCAAGGCCAUGCUGGACCCCAAAGGCAUUCUAAACCCUUACAAGACAUUACCAGUCAAAUCAGAAUGAAUCUGCCUGCAGGGGAAGAAUCUGUAAUGUUUGGACAGGUGUGUUCUAGUACUGUGUUCUGUUUUCUAGUUCUUAGCCAUGAACCAACUGAUCCAGAGAUUUGCAUUUCUUUUGCCUGGGUAAAGGAAUUGCUGCACUUCCAAUCUUGCCUGCCAUCAUACGUUUUGGACAGACUGGGAAGAGUAUCACUUCAGCCAUUUGAUUUUCAAAGUUUAAAUUUCUCCUUGUUCUGAGGAUUUUGCUCUGAGCCAUGCACUCGUAAGACUGCUGUGCAGCAAGAAAGGGUAGAGCAGAGCAUUUAGAGGAAAAAAGUCCCAGGAAUUUGGACAGUGUCACAGAGUACGUCAAGUGUUAUAAUACAGCCCAUUCUGAUUUCAACAGGGGUACCAUCCUGUGACUUCACCUAUGACAGAGGGCCUCCCCAAAAUGUAGCAUCUUUAGCCUUAAAAGGGCCAGGUAAGCAGUCAUAGAAUUGUGGAUACCCGCAAACAAAACUUAAACAAUGUAUUGUCGAAGGCUUUCACGGCCGGAUUCAACUGGUUCUGGUGUGUAUUCCGGGCUGUGUGGCCGUGGUCUGGUGGAUCUUGACACAGUGUGUAACUUCCCUCUGUGAUACACCUCUGAAGAUGCCAGCCACAGAUGCAGGCGAAACGUUAGGAACAAGAUGCACCAGACCACGGCCACACAGUCCAGAAAACCCACCACAACCAAAACUUAAACAAAUUACUUUUAUUGAAAUAUGCAGUGGGAAUUUCAAACAAAACAGUGGAAAUAAAAUUUAUAUAAAUCAGUCUUAA
This is a messenger RNA of Sphaerodactylus townsendi, 2618 nucleotides long. RefSeq names its product D-2-hydroxyglutarate dehydrogenase (gene D2HGDH). NCBI's taxonomy places the organism in Eukaryota, Metazoa, Chordata, Lepidosauria, Squamata, Sphaerodactylidae. The record is from RefSeq and is a predicted model, not a curated record. Bases 169 to 1821 code for a protein of 550 amino acids. Gene Ontology annotation, molecular function: catalytic activity; FAD binding. The transcript has 10 exons. Gene Ontology annotation, cellular component: mitochondrion.